AUGACUAUCAGAAGCAACCAAAUUCCUGUUCUUCCCCGCCCAACAUGGCUGGACAAAGCCGGAAUGGGCAAGGGAGUCGAUCAUGACUGUCAACAUCUCGGCAUUAUCCUCGCCGCCGGCCAAACCAUCAAGGCUCGUCAGACCAACAGCGCGUUCAAAGGGAACGUAAUCCUCCGGCUUCUAAACGAUGGCCGGAAGACUGAGACAUCCAAAAAGAUAAACUCGAGCUGGGUCAGCGUCAGCAUCAACGCCGUGUCUGUUCCGUUCAUCGAUACCCCGUAUUACAACAAACCCGAGGACAAAGUGGAGCCAGGGGACGAUGAAAGCGCUCUCUUUUCACAAUGGGAUAAAACCAAUGCCGAUUUCGCGUUCAUUGAUUCUCGCUAUACAAUGGUCCUCAUUCCCGCUCGAGAUCAAGAUGCCCUAAAGCAUCCGCAAGGAGUGGACAACAUUGACGGGCUGAUCGCAUAUUACGAUUCAGUGUUCUCUUUCGAUAACUCGCUGGCCGACCUCUCCUUCGAGCCGGAAUAUGACUCCGACCUGAAUAUCCCAAACCGAUACUUCAUGAAGGCAGAUGUCAAUGGUGCCGGGGCGGCGUAUUAUGGCCAGGACUUUACAGCUGCAUCUGAAAAAUCCAUCAAGAGUUGGUGGCUGGAUCCGCUCGCCACGAAUUGGGGAAACCUUCAUGAGAUUGCCUACGGGUACCAGGCGUCCUUCAGUCUUGGAGAUGAUAUCUUCAGUACCAUAUUGGUGGAUCAGGUCAACAGCGUACUCGGAAUAGCCGUGACUCGAGAGAAUCCUCACUCCUACUUCGGAGACCAAACCUACGCGGGAGUCAUCAUCAAGGACACAUCAGGCAAUGAGAAGUUCCACGCUACCUUUCCCGGGACUGGGGCAAAACCGAGAAACGACAAGAUCUCGUUCGUUCCAGGCUACACCCUCGUGGUUUUUCACGAAGAGCCUAAAAAUCGUGUGCAGCUCAGCCCGACGUUCAAUGGGGUAAUCGACACACAGACAAAGACAAAUACAUUCGAGAUCACCAUGACUGGUCUGAAAAGCCUGUCUCUGAAGAACGACCCCACAAAAGCACUUUUGGCUCGGAUCGAAGCGGCCGUGACAGAGCUGCGCAGUCGUACAUCCAUGUUACGUGCAGAAUGUCCUCCCAAAGUAGACAUUUGGCUAGCCAUCAGCCUGUUUUCCGGAUCCCAGCGUGACGAUCUGCUAAAACAAAGCGCCGGCUGUCUCCCGUCAGACAAUGCACCUCCCACUGAAGGCCUGGGAACCUCUUUCACAGUCACCUUUCAAGGAAUUGGGGACCAUGUCUUCUUGACGGCCGAUGUAGACCUAAUCGGCAGGAGGCUUAAGGUCCGCCUGGAGGCCGGCGUAGCAAACCACUACUUCAGUGACACGUAUGCAUAUGCAUCGUUGAAGUACAUUGAUAACUACGGGAGUGAGCUUUUGAAUUUGGAUGUUAAGGGCAAUAAGGACCAAAAGGCCCAGGACUGGUUCCCAUUUCAGGUUGGGGCGACGGGGUGCUGA
Molecule: messenger RNA, 1539 nt
Organism: Aspergillus affinis
Lineage: Eukaryota; Fungi; Ascomycota; Eurotiomycetes; Eurotiales; Aspergillaceae
Product: peptidase M60
Exons: 3
Coding region: 1-1539 (512 amino acids)
Source: RefSeq, a predicted model, not a curated record